AUCUGUGGUAAAGCGAAUGGAGUACGGCGACCUCGGCCAUGCAACCUGCGUAUGCGCCGCCGAUAAAACUGAUUUAUUUAUGUGUAAAUAAACAAAACAAUACUAUAAAAUAUUAUAAGAGAAACCCUUAAUUUUUUUAGUAAUAAAAUCAAGUUAAAGCUUUAAAAUUGUUUUAAUGUGUAUUCUUUUGAACAAUGGCAGAAGCUUGUAGGCUUGGGACUAUAACUGAGAGAAAGACUGCAUGCACUCAAGAUGAAAAUUACUGUGUUUUUAACGUUUUAAGUGUUUUUAUAUCACUUGUGUGUAUACUUGCUGAUUUAACUACAGACAUUUUAGUAUUUGCUGAAUAUUGUAAAGGUGGUUAUUUGUACUGGGCUUUAUCAACAUUGAUAUUUAUCUUGUCUCCUAAUAUUUUGAUAAAUAUUUUCUCAAUGAGAUGGUUUAUUAUUGAUCAGCAAUCAAACCUACGUCACUGGAUUACACACUGUUGUCUUGUUGGAUUAUUGGAAAGGUACAUAAUAUUCCUUCAGAAAGUUUUCUCCUGCAAAAACUUGGAAUCAAUUAAAACCCAAAAAUUAAUAAGUCAAAGGAAUGACUUAAGUUUGUUGCAUUUUUUGUAUAUCUUCACUGGGACUGUGCCACAAAUGAUAUUACAAACAUAUGCAAUAGUUAUGCUAAAUGAGAAUUAUCAUACAAAAGUAUUUGCACUAGUGGCUUCAAUAGCAUCUGUCAUAUGGGGCUGUGUAACAUAUAUAUACAGCAUUGCAUCUUUCACUAGUGAAAACUUUAAAUGGAGUUCAAUUUUACUAAAAUUGACAUGGCACUUUGGUAUAUUGGUGGGUAGAAUUGCAGGUGUUUUAUUGUUCACCUUAAUAUUUGGAAUAUGGACACUAAUUCCUUUAGGUCUCCAUUGGUCUGCUAUGACUUUCUGGAUUAUCACACAAAAAACAACUUUCUGUCCAAAUAAAUUUGAGGAGACAUUUUAUAAUGCUGUAAUGGGUUUUGUUUAUUGUUUCUGUUAUAUCAAUUUAAGAGAAGGUCAUACAAGAUAUAGAUUGUUGAUGUUUUACACGCUUAUUGUGACUCAAAACUUUGGAAGUUUAUUCCUAUAUGUUUUGAUAUCAGAUUUUGAAAGACAACAAAAGCCAUGGUCAAUUGCUGCAACUGUGUGUGUAACUGCUGGUACAGUUAUUGGGAUGAUUGCAAUGAUUUUAUACUACAGAUAUUUUCACUCCAAAGGCCCUAUUCCUUGGAAAAAUGCACAAGAUGAUGUUGAAUUAAAUAACAAAGUGAUACCCCAAAAUUCUGAUAAGAAUAACAAGAGUCAUGGCCUGAAUCAUGUUAGAUCAUUCAAAAGUGCUAAUAAAAUCACCGAGACAAGAAAUGAUAAUGUAAUAGCGCCACAAAUACCGCAAAACGAUAGUGAUACAGCUGACAAAAAGUUCCUAUUGGACCAUUGGAUUGCCAGAUCUGGGUCACCUACCUUUACUUCAGCUCCAGUUGGAAAUUUAAGUAUGGAUGUGUCAAGUAUUGAAAUAUAUACAAUAGAGAAUACACCACAACCAAUAAUAUCUAAAAGAGUAAAUCCCAAUACUGCAACAAAAAUCGCAAAAAAGAAGAUAUUUUCACCCACAGAACUUACACUUAAGUUGUUCUCCAUAAAAAAUUUUGAAAGCUCAAUAGACGAAAUAACUUCGAGUACCCUGAACAUACAAAAACGACGUGGAAUUUGUUCUUCUGAUGAAUUGAGGGAAGAACUUACAAACUUGAAUUUAGAGGCUUGCAAUAUUGUCAAUGAAACUUUUGCUAAAGCUAUUAAGACAGACCGAAGUUCUGAAAUUAGUCAUGAAACAGAUGGAUCUAAUAAAAAAACAUCAUCAGAUUCUAUAGAUAUGGAUUUAGAUUUGAGUUUCAGUGAUAUCAAUAGUUCAGACAUAAAUACUUUCAAUGAAAAUAUUGUUCAGAAACUAUGUUUAAGUGCUUUGAAAAAUAUUAAGGUUGGUAAUCAAGAUGCAGAUAUAGAAAAUAUACAGCGAAUAGCACUUGAUAUACUUAAAGAAAUGUAUACAAAGAAGGAUAAAAUUAAAAAUGGUAUAACCAGAGAACUACUGCAGUCGAAAAGAGAUCUUGACACACCAACCGAAAUUUUAUCUGUACACGAUUAUGAAAACAUAUGUGCUGUCAACAUUGCCAGAGAAGCUUGGGGUCUAAGAUCAUGGAAUGGAUAUUGUGACAUAGAAAAUUGGCUACAUGAUGGCAGUGUAGUACGAGAUAGAAGUCGAGACACGCUGACUUCAGGUAGUUCUGAAAUCAGUAGUUGUCUGUCGCAAGAAUUAAAAAAUGCUAUUUUAGCUGCACCAUCACUUCCUAAAAAACCACAUACUUACUCUAAUGUUUUCGUAAAAUUUGAUAGAAGCCAAGAAGACUAUGUAAACACAAUAAUGUGUCACUCUAAUGAUGAUACAUUCUUAGCAAAACCUUAUGUAAUUGAUUCUAACAAAGACCCAAAUCAUUUAGAGCCAAUUUUAGAAGAACUGGAUGAUUUAGGCGAUAUAGAUAUAUCUUGUAAAAAAAGAUUGAAUUCUGAAAGUUCUCUAGUUGCAACUAUAGAUGAGAUAAGGAAAGCCACUGUAACAAAUUCUCCAAGGAAUUUAUACCAUAGGAGAGAACAUCAGUGGGAUUCACCUCAGUUUCUAUCUUCUGAAAAAACAGCAGAAACCAACCUUAAAAAGUCAAUUUGGAAAGAGCCAUAUAAGUUUGAUUCUAGCAAUAUAAUGGAAUCUCAGCCAGAAAAAGACUGUAUUUUAGAUGUAUCACAUGGUUCUAAAUUUGAAUCAAACAAAAAAGAUUUAAAUGUUCUACCAAUGUCUACAAAGCUAUGUUUAGACAAUAAGAACCAAAAUAAAAAUAUAGUUCGGAGACAAAAAUCGAAUUGCACAAAGACUCAAAAUAAAAAACUGAACACUAAAACAGAGCAGCCGCUGCAUGACCUUUCAAAUAAAGACAUUGACUUCUUAUGGCAACUAGUGUCUGAAAAUUCUUUGCCUCUCAAUUCAGUUGAAGAUCUUUCACUUAGCCGUAAGACACCAUCAUUACAGUCUUUAAUACAAAAAGAAACACCAUCAAGUCUAGUGAAUACAUCAACAUCUAAAGUGUCAAAUAUGAAGAAGAUAGUCAGAAAUAGGCCAAGAAGGAAGUUUUCUAUUUUAAGAGAACGAUUUGAACCAAAAGCAAACAUAAAUUCUGAUGAAGAAAUCUUAUGCCAUUGUUCUGAAAAUGUUCCUCAACAAGAUGAUUCCAAUAUUGUGAAUGUCAAAAAUCAGUUUGAAUCUCUGAAUGACAAAAAAGAUACUUUAUGUUCUAAAAAGCAGCCAAAUACAAUGCCAUGUGAAGAUAACACUAGUUCUAUGAUUGAUACUCAUAUGACCUCGAAAAGUAUAAAGGAAAAGAGAUCUUUAUUUAUGAAACAGGUGCUUAGUCCACCAAGAUUUAGUACUAAGUUGAGACAUAAAGUGUAGUAAAUUAUUAGACAAUUUAUAUAAGUUCCUACGUGGUAAUUUUACAAUUUUACAAAAACUCUUUUAAAAUUACACAUUUAAUCUUUAUGUAUUAGUAUAGAUAUAUAAAUGUGUAAAUUUAAAAACAUUUGUACUUUAAGUCAAUAUGAACAUAGAUCUCACCAUAAGUGUAAUAGUUUUUAAAACAAAUAAUAAUUUACAUAAGCCCUAUAAAACAAUGAUAACAGACUUAAUUUUCUCCUUCAUGGAAAUAUUUUCCAUCAUAAUAUUUUGAAAUACAGAAUAAUGUGAUAAUUGUGUUACUUAAUGAAAAUCUUGAAAUAAUAAGUUUAAAGAUUCAAAAAAUGUGAUCAGAUCUAUAUCACAUUGUUUGAAUCUUUAAACUUACAUAAGUAGUAUAAGAUUUAGUGAAUAGAAACUUGAACUAAUUUUGGUUCAUGAUACAUAUAUUUUUAUAGCAAUUAUAAUUCAGAAUUUUUUAAAAAAUAUUGGAAAAAAUUCUGGGAAAUUUUGUUGACUAAUUGUCUUGCCAAUGUAAGAAUUCCAAAAGUUAUUGUAGUACUGUGAUGUAUGUGCCUUUAUUUUUAUAGCAUUUUUUGCCAGUAUUGUACAUUUUGUUGCUUUUUUAUGUAAAUAAUAAUAAAUAAUAAUGGAAUCACAAA
Messenger RNA from Bicyclus anynana (squinting bush brown), 4180 nucleotides. RefSeq lists its product as uncharacterized. The transcript has 7 exons. The record is from RefSeq and is a predicted model, not a curated record. NCBI's taxonomy places the organism in Eukaryota, Metazoa, Arthropoda, Insecta, Lepidoptera, Nymphalidae. Gene Ontology annotation, biological process: engulfment of apoptotic cell; phosphatidylserine exposure on apoptotic cell surface; apoptotic process involved in development. Gene Ontology annotation, cellular component: plasma membrane. The coding region runs from base 195 to 3518 and encodes 1107 amino acids.